Microthlaspi erraticum is the source of this 648-nucleotide messenger RNA. The record is from the annotation of a GenBank genome assembly. NCBI's taxonomy places the organism in Eukaryota, Viridiplantae, Streptophyta, Magnoliopsida, Brassicales, Brassicaceae.
AUGUGGGAUUCCGGCAAAGAGCGACCGCAAAGAAGACAGAGACUAGACAAAACAGAAGAAAAGACGAUGUCGAAGCCGUCUUCUUCUGCGUUCACUUCGUUGCCAGAUGAUGUUGUUCUGAAUUGCUUGGCACGCGUAUCGAGAUCGGACCACGCUUCGUUAUCUCUCGUCUCCAAGUCGCACCGCUCUCUACUGCGUUCCCCUGAGCUCUACGGCGUCCGAUCCCGAAUGGGUCUCACCGAAAAGUGCAUCUUUCUAUGUCUAAGCAUCCCUUCAGACCCGUUUGUACGGUGGUUCGCCUUCACCCCAAAAGCCCUAAACAGGCUGGUCCCAAUCCGGCCGCACUUGUAUCAGCCUUCGGAAGUAUCCGCCGUGGUGGCACAUGGCUGCGGGAUCUAUAUCAUCGGUGGGGUGUUUGGCGGGAGGAGAUCGUCGAGGGUAUUUUUCCUGGAUGGACGAACUCACACGUGGACCAAUCUCCCUUCCAUGUUGGAAGCUAGAGCUUCUGCGGCGGCGGGCGUGGUGGACGGGAAAAUAUACGUCUUGGGAGGGUGCGAGAAAGGGAAAGCCCGUAUAUAUGGUGAGGUUUUCGAUCCGGACGCAGACUUGGGACGCCCUGCCAAUGCCGCCGCCGGAUUGGAAUCUUAA